Ficedula albicollis (Collared flycatcher) is the source of this 1157-nucleotide messenger RNA. RefSeq names its product small muscle protein, X-linked (gene SMPX). Gene Ontology annotation, cellular component: costamere; muscle tendon junction; M band. The record is from RefSeq and is a predicted model, not a curated record. The coding region runs from base 144 to 413 and encodes 89 amino acids. NCBI's taxonomy places the organism in Eukaryota, Metazoa, Chordata, Aves, Passeriformes, Muscicapidae. The transcript has 5 exons.
CCUGGAGCAGCACUCAGUGCCGUCCAGGCUGAGAGCAUCGGAGCUAUUUCAGACACAUUAAAAGGGUCACAGGCAAUACCUCAGCUGGUAGAAGAAGGUACCUCUUUCAGCAUCAAAAGGAGGGAUAAGCCUCUGUCGUAAAAAUGUCAAAACAACCAGCAUCACAUGUCAAAGCCAUUCAGGCUAAUAUUAACAUCCCAAUGGGAGCAUUUCGACCUGGUGCAGGCCACCCUCACAAAAGAAAAGAACUUACACCUGAAGAAGUGGAGGAGAAUGUUCCUGCUUCAACAGAGGAGGAGAAAGAGAAGAAGCUGCUCCCAGGAGCUAAGAAACUUCCAGGUCCUGCUGUCAACUUGUCAGAGAUUCAGAGCAUAAAGAGUGAGCUGAAAUAUGUCCCCAAGGCUGAACAGUAGCUGGAAGAAGCAGAACUGGCUCGAUGUGGCUUGAGCCUUGUGACCCCUGUCCAGGAGCAGGCCAUCUACAAGUGUCCCGAGCCCUGCCUUGUACUCAGGACUACACCUGCUUCAGCCACCAAAUUGCUCCUGGUGUGCCUUCUUUUGAGAAAUGUAGCUCUUUUAGUGCCAAGGCUACCUCUGUUUCACACUUGUUUGCAAAUUUUUUUCCAGAGAAUAACAUUUUGUAGUGUUUGAGCUCACUGUGUGUAGGUAGAACAUCGUGUGUAGGUAGAGCUCACCACACCAACAUCCAUUGCCCCAUUGUCAACACUACUGAGGAAACCCCAAGCUUCCAGUGUUAUUGGGUUUUGCUGACCCUACCUGCUGCUGUUUUAACUUCCUAAUUCCCCUUUGCUAAAGGAGUCUCAAAUACACUGUAUUUCCAUGUGAACAAAGGACACAGAAUAAAUGAGAAUUUGCCUGCAGAAAUAUGUAUUAGUUUUACUCUCAGUGUUGUCAUAAUUUACUUUUCAAAUUUGAUUUGCUACAGGUUGUAGCCAGCUGAAGGGAGACUCAGCUGAACUAAACUUUACUUCAACUUGGGAGCAAGUAUAAUGCCUGGUUUUUGUCCUGGUUAUAGCAGUAGGGCUAUAUUUGCUUCUGACUGCAAUUGACUGAGGUUCACAUACAAGGCAUGGGUUCCAUAAAAGCAGAAUAAAGCCCUCAGUCCUGGUGUUUAGAACUUACUCCCCCACCUUGGUA